Messenger RNA from Talaromyces stipitatus ATCC 10500, 1062 nucleotides. RefSeq names its product NAD dependent epimerase/dehydratase family protein. The transcript is spliced from 4 exons. Lineage: Eukaryota; Fungi; Ascomycota; Eurotiomycetes; Eurotiales; Trichocomaceae. The record is from RefSeq and is a predicted model, not a curated record. Bases 1 to 1062 code for a protein of 353 amino acids.
AUGACCGGUAGUGCCAUUGUGUACCACCUAUGCAAGGACUUGCAGUAUGAGAAGAUAUACACCCUCUCCCGAAAGAACCCCGUAAACUAUAACCCAAAUGUCCAACAUGCCACUCUAGACCUGCAAGGGUCGGCGGAAGAGUUGGCCAAAAAUCUGAAAGACGUCCCCGCCGAAUCAUCUAGUGGUUCCAACAUUAUCUCCGGGGAAUGUGACGAUGCUGUUAAACUCUAUCCAAGUGUUGGAAAUCACCGGUGCAAUCAAAAGACUGAAGCGGUUUGUUCUGCAUGUGGGUUGAAGUAUUACGGUGUCCAUCUGGGGAAUUGCAAGCAGCUGGCCGUUAAGGACGAUCCUACUCGAGAGAAUCACUCCUGGCCUCCCAAUCUCUACUACGACCAACAACGAAUUCUCAAGGAUGCAGCUGCCCGCAGCGAGUGGGAAUGGAUCGUGACUCUGCCCGAGGACAUCCUGGGCUAUGCACGAGGAAAUUUCAUGAACGAGGCCACUGCACUAGCGCUCCCUGGGCCGGAAUUACCGUUCCCUGGUUGCAAAGCCAACUACUUCGCCUUUAAUUGUUGGACCUCAGCAAACCUCCACGCGAAGUUCUGUCUCUGGGCCAGCAACGGCGCCCAACACCGGGAACCAUAUCUUCAACGUAAUGAAUGGGGGGAUACUCAAUCAUUCCAUGAUCUCUGGCCACAGCUCGUGGCGCGUUAUGGAUGCAAGAUUUCUAACUCUAUGUUUCCGCAGGGUGGUACCCCGGACACCAACGGGGUUGCUCAAUAUGAAGCGAUUACAGUACGAAUGAGUAACCGAAAUCCGAUCGCAGCACAUGCACAAAGGAUCGGUGUCUCGGUGGAUGGUUCCCUAACCCUAUUCCUCCAAAUUGAUCCAGAGAAAUGGGAGAAACGCAAGGAUGUAAAUGAAGCCUUGGGGAAACUACACGAUAGAUAUAAUCUCGAUCAAAAGUCGUGGGAAAGCGCUACAGGGGACUUCUUAACUUUUAUUCUGGGGAAGGAUUGGAGUUGUGUUAGUGCAAUGAGUAAAGCGAGAGGCUUGGGAUGA